AUGCCUCCAAAGCGGCGUGGAGCUGCCGCCAGCUCAGCACCAGCUCCGAAACGUGGGCGUGCAUCGAAGCUCGCAAAAGAGAACAACAUCACAGCCGAGGAAGAAAAUGAGAUCAAAGAAGUCUUCCAUAUGUUCUCAGAUAAGAACGAGAACUUUCCAGAUGAGAAGGAAGGCGUGCUGCCCCGAGAAGAUGUGCGCAAGGCAUUAGUGGCUCUUGGCCUCCCACCCACAGACUCGAGCGAGCUCGCCGAAAUCAUAUCCGCCCUCGAUCCGACGUCAUGCGGCUUCGUACCCUACAGCCCCUUCGUCUCAAUAGCGGCUGCGAAGCUACAUUCGCGCGAUGAUGAUGCUGUGUCGGCCGAGGUGGACGAUGCGUAUCAACUAUUCACGCGCGGCACGCGCGGUCCCAUUACACUAUCGCAUCUGCGUCGCAUUGCGCGCGACUUGAAGGAAGAUAGCGUGGGAGACGAUCUACUCAAGGACAUGAUCUUGGAGGGCAAUGGUGGUGCUGGACUGAGUGCUGGUGUCACUUUGGAGCAGUUUCAUGAUGUCAUGACUCGGGCUGGUGUAUUUUGA
This is a messenger RNA of Penicillium salamii, 576 nucleotides long. NCBI's taxonomy places the organism in Eukaryota, Fungi, Ascomycota, Eurotiomycetes, Eurotiales, Aspergillaceae. The record is from the annotation of a GenBank genome assembly.